This is a messenger RNA of Anopheles stephensi (Asian malaria mosquito), 544 nucleotides long. It is a transcript of the gene EMC5, whose product is annotated as membrane magnesium transporter 1. The record is from RefSeq and is a predicted model, not a curated record. NCBI's taxonomy places the organism in Eukaryota, Metazoa, Arthropoda, Insecta, Diptera, Culicidae. The transcript has 3 exons. Gene Ontology annotation, cellular component: early endosome; Golgi apparatus; EMC complex. The coding region runs from base 84 to 452 and encodes 122 amino acids.
CCAAUAUCCCACUUUCCUGUCAUUACGCAGUUGUAAACAAAUUACCAACUUUUCUCAUUCUUGCAGCCACGGCCACCAUCAUCAUGGCAAUUUUCAAUAAAAUUCAAAUUGCAAUCGGCUUCCUGUCCCUGCUCCAUGCGGCAUAUUCUGCCGCCCAGCACCGGUCAUAUCUUCGGAUCACGGAACAGGAAUUCACCCAGCUACCGAUCGAUAUAAUAUUUCAAGCUAUCGCCAGCUUGAUCUACAUAAUCUACAACAUACUGCAAGUGGUGGGUGAUUUCAAGGAAAUUCGUGCCGCGGUCGAUUUGCAGGCCAAAUCGUGGGAAACUCUGGCAAACAUUCCCUCGUUUUACACCUUCAAUCAUCGUGGUAAGGCGCUCUCUCCCGUGUACGAACAACCAAACCCCGAAGCAUAUGACCGUCCGUACACAUCGGAGGCCUAUCUGGAUUAGCUUAUUCCUUUGUGUAAAUCAGAACAAUUCUAAAUAAAUGAGCUCCACGUGUGGCAGAGAGUACAUCGACGUGUACGAUAACUAACUAAAAA